ACGUGACGCCUAUAUUUGUAUAUGUUGUGAUUUGUUGGUUGAUAUGUGCUUUAUCUGUGUUUCGUUUCAAAAUGGAGGCCGGCAUUGUUGAGUUGGUUUGAUUGCGAGCAGAUUGCGCGGCCAAUGAUAUCUUUACUAUUUGAGGUUGUAUUGAUUGCCAGUGGACUCAUUCGAUCCUCUGCUUUUUAUCCUUGAAACUCAAAAUACUCUCGCAGAUGACUCGUCGUUCACUUCUUACACGUAUUGCAUUCUCCCCCCUCUCUCGCCACAGCAGCAGUGUCAAAAGAAGGGACGUCUCGUCCGCCGCUGUGACCGUCAACGCUGCCAAAUCUGCAUCUGCGGGGUUUGCCAAGGAGAAUGCGGUUGUUAUCGAUUCGGUGGAGGUGUCUAGUUCCAGUGUAGUUGUGGAUAGGCCAACAGCUGCUGAUCACCACCCGGACAGUUUCGUGGACAGACACAUUGGACCACGCAGUGAGGACAUCGAAAAGAUGCUGCAAACACUCGAUGUCAAAAGUUUGGACGAAGUUAUGGACUUGACUAUUCCCAGAUCCAUUCGGAGGGAGUUCCAGAUGCAGAUGCCGGAGCCACUCAGCGAGCAGGAGUUGGCCGUGCGUGCACGUGUAUUGUCCCUGGAGAACGAGGCCAAAGACUUCAGCAGCUACAUCGGCAUGGGCUACUACAAUACCAUCACGCCCACAGUCAUCCAGCGGAACCUGAUGGAGAACCCUGGAUGGUACACGCAGUACACGCCCUACCAGCCGGAGAUCAGCCAGGGCAGACUGGAGAGUCUGCUCAACUGGCAGACAAUGGUGCAGGACCUCACCGCCCUCCCAGUGGCCAAUGCCAGUCUGCUGGACGAGGCCACAGCAGCCGCAGAGGCACUGGGAAUGGCACUCAAGGCCCAUCCGGACAAGAAGAGGGUGCUGCUGGACCACAAGAUGCACCCCCAGACUAUCGCAGUUGUCAAAACCAGAGCUAGUGGGUUUGGGGUGACCGUGGAGUUGGGGGAUGUGAUGGGGAAGGGGGAGGAGGAGGAGGAGAUAGAGAGGGGGUUGUUUUGUGCAGUCAUGUUCCAGUACCCUGACACAGAGGGCGCCAUCAGAGACUACUCUAAACUCACCCACAAGUGCACACAGGCAAAGACGCUAUCCGUGUGUGCCACUGAUCUGCUGGCCCUGAGCCAAUUGCGUGCGCCGGGCGAGUUCGGGUGUGAUGUGGCCCUGGGGUCUGCCCAGAGAUUCGGAGUCCCGCUGGGCUAUGGGGGUCCACAUGCAGCCUUCUUCGCCUGUUCGGAGGAACACCUCAGGAGACUGCCUGGAAGACUAGUGGGAGUGUCCAUUGACUCGAGUGGCAAUCGGGCUCUGAGGCUGACUCUGACCACCAGGGAACAACACAUUAGGAGGGACAAGGCCACCAGCAACAUAUGCACUGCACAGGCGCUGCUGGCGAAUAUUGCGUCCAUGUAUGCCAUCUACCACGGUCCAAAGGGGAUCCGAGAUAUCGCCCAGAUGGUGCACCACUACACACGUGCACUGUCUGUUGGGGUGGGGGCCAGUGGACACUUCAGAGUGGUCAAUGAGACAUUCUUCGACACACUGACCAUCGAUUUGGGGCAGAGGAAGGGGGAGAUUAUGGAGAGGGCUCAGCAGAGGAAACACAACUUCAGAAACAUGGAUAACAACAAGAUUGGAGUGUCUAUGGAUGAGACGCUGACAAUGGACAAGCUGGCUGCUGUGCUGGACAUAUUCCACAGUCCCCUCUCGGCAGAAGAGUGUUGGAAGGAGGCGACAGUGGCCACAUCCUCCCCGUCUCUCCAUUGGGCAAUGGGUGGGUUUGAGAGGGAGAGUGAGAUUCUGACGCACAAGGUGUUCAACUCCUACCACUCGGAACAUCUCCUCACCAGAUACUUGAAGAAGCUGGAGAACAAAGACUUCUCCCUCGUGCACUCGAUGGCGCCGCUGGGCAGCUGCACGAUGAAGUUGACGGCCACCUCGGAGAUCAUGCCCAUCUCCCUCAGGGGCUUCAACUCCAUCCACCCCUUCGUGCCCAACCCCCAGCAGCAGACCAGAGGCUACCUCUCCCUCAUGGGGGAAUUGGAACAGGACCUGAAGGAGAUGACUGGCUACUCCGCCAUCAGCUUCCAGCCCAACAGUGGCGCCCAGGGAGAGUAUGCUGGACUGAGGGCCAUAGAUGCAUACCACCAGUCUAGAGGAAACAGCCAGCGAAAGGUGUGUGUAAUUCCGAAGAGUGCCCACGGAACUAACCCGGCCUCUGCCCAGAUGGCUGGACUGCGUGUGGUGCCGCUGGAUGUGGACAAGGAGGGGGGCAAUGUGUCCAUCGAGCAGAUGACCAAGUUGGCAGACAAACACAAACACACUCUGUCUGCGGUUAUGCUCACUUACCCCUCCACAUUCGGAGUGUUCGAGGAGGACAUCAAGGUGAUUGCUGACAUUGUCCACCAUUACGGGGGUCAGUUCUACCUGGAUGGGGCCAACAUGAAUGCCCUGGUGGGCCACUGUCGCCCCGUGGACUUCGGGGCAGAUGUGUGCCACCUGAACAUGCACAAGACGUUCUGCAUCCCCCACGGGGGAGGGGGACCAGGAGUCGGACCCAUCGGAGUAGCGCAGCACCUGGUACCUUUCCUGCCCAACCACCCUGUGAUAGAUGUGAAUGCGGGUGGGGCAAUGGGCAGUCAGUCCUCUCCUGGGCCCGUGAGCAGUGCACCCUGGGGCUCCUCCUCAAUCCUCCCCAUCUCCUGGGCGUUUAUGCGGAUGAUGGGCUCUGUGGGUCUGAAGAAGGCGACCGAAGUGGCCAUUCUGAGUGCCAAUUACAUGCGCAAGAGACUGGAGGGAGAGUAUAAGAUUUUAUACACGGGAAAACAUGGCUUCUGUGCCCACGAGUUCAUAAUAGACACUCGGCCCUUCAAGAAGACUUCCGGCAUAGAGGCACACGACAUCGCCAAGAGACUGCAGGACUUCGGUUUGCAUGCACCUACAAUGUCGUGGCCGGUGGGCAAUACUCUGAUGAUAGAGCCCACAGAGAGUGAGGACAAGGGCGAGUUGGACAGGUACAUAGAGGCACUUCUCAUCAUCCGACAGGAGAUCAGAGACAUCGAACAGGGACUCAUUCUCACGCACCAGUCCCCCCUCAAGCACGCACCCCAUACGGCAGCGGUGGUGUGUGGGGAGGAGUGGGACAGAGUCUAUUCCAGACACACUGGCGCAUUCCCCGCCCCCUUCGUGCAGCCAGCCUCCAAAGUGUGGCCAUCUGUGGGUAGACUCAACGACCAGUACGGGGAUCUCAACCUCGCCUGCUCAUGUGACAAAGUCGAGGGAUUCUAGAUUGUUCUAGAAUAAUAACAAUCACUCAAUGCAGUCAUCAGCUGCUAAGGCAAACCCCAUUUUACACAAGUGCUCUUUUAAUUGAUAUCUUUGAAUUUUGUUUUAAACACUUUUAAAAUGUUGUUUAUACUACUAGCAUUAAUUCAUUCUCAGCAGAUUAA
This is a messenger RNA of Symsagittifera roscoffensis, 3502 nucleotides long. Its product is annotated as glycine dehydrogenase (decarboxylating), mitochondrial-like. The record is from RefSeq and is a predicted model, not a curated record. Gene Ontology annotation, biological process: glycine decarboxylation via glycine cleavage system. The coding region runs from base 216 to 3341 and encodes 1041 amino acids. Gene Ontology annotation, cellular component: mitochondrion; glycine cleavage complex. The transcript is spliced from 16 exons. Gene Ontology annotation, molecular function: pyridoxal phosphate binding; glycine binding; glycine dehydrogenase (decarboxylating) activity. NCBI's taxonomy places the organism in Eukaryota, Metazoa, Xenacoelomorpha, Acoela, Convolutidae.